AUGCGCUUCAUUCGUUUCUCUUUAAAUUCGCAUAGAAGUUUCUUUUUUUUCGCUUUGUUGCCCGUGGGAUUGGCCGCUGAGUUAAGACAGUUGACAGUCAAAGUGCUGGCUCAGAAACGGACCGAGUCCCUCUCACGCCUUCUUUCGUCGCUGGAGGCUGCGUCGUACCCGGAGACGGCGAAAAUAGACGUGGAAAUUCACGUUGAUCAAGUGGCUCGAUCGGGGGGCUGGCUUUUUGGUCGGAGCGCCAGUGCGGACGAGCGGAAACAACGGCGGGCCGUGAUUGCGCUGGCGCGGAUUUGGGCGGGAACCCGGUGGGACCGCGGAGAGGCUCGCGUGUUCCCAUCGCGUGAGCAGCGUGGCGUGCGAGGGAUGUGGCUGGCGUGCUCGGAUCCGGGACUCUUUGGCGAGGAGUUCACGCGUGUGGUGAUCCUCGAGGACGAUAUCGAAUUGUCCCCGGCCUGGCGCGUUGCCGGAGCUGCGCAUGUAUGGCGCGUGCACAGGCCUCCGUCUCCCCACCCCCGCAGGUUCGAGUACCUAUCGUCGGCUCACGACGCGUAUGCGACGAGUGGUGACUUUGCGGGUAUCUCACUUCAGC
Aureococcus anophagefferens is the source of this 598-nucleotide messenger RNA. RefSeq lists its product as hypothetical. The record is from RefSeq and is a predicted model, not a curated record. Lineage: Eukaryota; Pelagophyceae; Pelagomonadales; Pelagomonadaceae. The transcript has a single exon. The annotation marks the transcript as partial.